This is a messenger RNA of Fonsecaea nubica, 807 nucleotides long. RefSeq lists its product as hypothetical. Gene Ontology annotation, molecular function: monooxygenase activity; calcium ion binding. Lineage: Eukaryota; Fungi; Ascomycota; Eurotiomycetes; Chaetothyriales; Herpotrichiellaceae. The coding region runs from base 1 to 807 and encodes 268 amino acids. The transcript has a single exon. The record is from RefSeq and is a predicted model, not a curated record.
AUGAGCACCUUCACCGCAUCCACAGCUUCGAGCGAACUGCCGGCUUCUCCUACCUCGAAGCAAACACAUGACAGACCCCGUCACCAUGGCGGCCUCAGUAACGGCACUUCGGCCUCCUCUCCCAAGCCACAGUCGGAACUCACCGCCCUCCAGCAGCAUGUGCUCUUCUGGGACCGCGACAACGACGGCAUCAUUUACCCUUGGGACGUCUACAACGGGUUCCGUGAUCUAGGGUUUAGCGUAAUUUUCUCUAUCGGGUCGCUUCUCAUACCCUUGUUUUUCUCGUAUCCAACAGGCCUGGCAUAUAGCUGGUUUCCUGAUCCUUUGUUCAGGAUCUAUGUGGGAAGUAUUCACAAAGCAAAGCACGGCUCCGACACUGGCAUUUUCGAUGUCGACGGGCACUUCCACGCCGACAGGUUCGACGCCAUGUUUGACCGCUGGGAUACCUCACGAUGCGGCGGACUGAGUGCCGACGAGAUGUGGAGCAUGUGGAAGAAAAACCGACUUGCAGCAGAUAUGGCUGGCUGGUGUUUCGGAUUCAUGGAAAUGUGGACAACCUGGUUGUUGCUCCAGAAAAAUGGCAGAGUGUGGAAGGAGGAUCUUCGAGGUUGCUAUGAUGGAACCUUGUUCUGGAGGAUAAGCGAAUUGGCUCAGAAAAGGGAAUGGAAGCAAGGCUACGGCAUACGGGAUUUCUUGGGAGGAAUGAUGAAUUGGGGGACGUGGAGAACCUGGGAAGUCAAGAAGCAACACAAGGGCCACAGGGGGCACAACGGGGGUUCCCAGUCAGGACUACGACUGCAAUCUUGA